Molecule: messenger RNA, 1863 nt
Organism: Symbiodinium pilosum
Lineage: Eukaryota; Dinophyceae; Suessiales; Symbiodiniaceae
Source: the annotation of a GenBank genome assembly
AUGUCGUAUGACAUAAAGGAAGAGUUCCAGGUCAUUGCCAGCAAAAUCAAAGCAGAUGAGCUCCCAACAGAUUAUGUGCGGUAUAUCCAGGCUGAGCUCAGCUCCGUGGCUUCCAAAGUUUGGCCUGAUUUGUCUUUCACGCUUAAACUAACGGGUUCUUCGCAGCUGGGAACGGGCAUCAAGACUGCAAGUGGCAACCCCUGGGACCAGAGUGAUUUUGACUACUGCCUGAACACCUCUCGUGGAAUUACACCUGCAGAGUGGCAGCGCUUUGCUGCAGAGCUCCAUCGGAGCCAUUGCUUCUACGAAGAUCCCGAGGGUCUACGUGGCAGCAAGGCAAUCAGGUUGAGAGAUCGCAUGUACCAUAGGCGGUGGGAAGUGGUGCCAGCAGAUUGUCACUUCACAUAUAACAAUGUCAGACUGGGGUCAACGCCACGCCUAGUGCUUGAUGAAGAUUGGCAGAAGUUCUUUAGCGCGGCUCCAGGGGCGCGAAGGGCCACAAGAGUGCUGAAGCGAAUGCUACCUGACGUAGCAGGGUGUGACGUCACGGCCCUCGUUGUGCGGCAAGGGAAGAAAGGCAGCUACAGCACAGACACUUCAGGGUGGGACUUGUUCAAAGAUGUCCUUUUGCAGUUCCUGCACUAUCCAGAUUUGCCACAAGACUCUGCACUGCAAGGAGUAGUAAGAGAUGUGGAAGCACGGGAGCGCAGCAGUGCAAAGCAAUUCGGGAAGAGUUUAGAAUCGGCGCAUUACCUGGCCAAGAUUAUUGUCUCAUUGGAGAAAGAGAGAGCCUCUGGCAGGGAGCACAUACGAUCCAGACUGCGCAAAGUCAGUGCUUACAGUGAGGCCUGGGACAAGAUGGAUUUGAGCAAUGAAGCACCACGCCCACGGAUGUCAAACCGCAAACUCACCCCUGCAGCACGUGAAUUUCGGGAAGCUGCCUUGGCUAACCUGACCAAACUCCGGCAAGACUGUUGCCGUGCUGGAGCCGGCGGCGAGAAUUUCAGCACGGCGCAUGGAAAGGUCAGGUACAUGCAAAUCACACUUUUUCAAUCUUUCUUCCAUGACGAUGAGAUAGUGUUCCAUCCGUGCGUAGCAGCUGCCAAGACAUGCGUUCCAGGCUUCCCUUUCAGAGACUGUGAUGCCGAGCUUAGGCAUUUUACCGUCCAAGAGGCUUAUGCAACAGGCCAGCCGAACCCAGUUUUUGAAAUGAAGCUGCAGCUUAUGAGGGUCAUUGAGCUGGGGCGCAGAGAUCAUUAUGACUGUGGCAAAAUACAUUCCUUGGCUCUGGAGGUUUGGAGGAGGCUGCGCCACGGGAUAUCCAUUGAUCCUGAAGAAGAUAUUGAGGAAGGUUCCAAGCCAGAUGCUUGGGAUGUUCUUGGAGACUAUGUGAGCUUGAUGUGGAUGUGGGGCAAGCAAGACGACCAUGGCUUGACCUCAGAGCUUCAAAGAGCGUAUCCUAAUACUCAUGGUGCGUUAUGUCAGGCUGCACGUCUGUACCAGAAAGCUACUGAUGCCGCUCUGGAGCUCGGCACUAACUACGAGAAUCAGCGCCUGGGAAUCGACAUGUCAGCGCGUGCCAAGAUGUCAGACUUGAAGGGCCAGCUUGUUUUAUAUCAGUCAGGCGAUGCUGAUGGCUUGAAGACAUGGCAUUUCGGUGGGACGGAACCCACUCCGUACAAGAUGAUAACAAAGUGGCGUGAGUUGCUGGAUCUGGAAAGGAAACACUUCGAAGCCAGCCUCAGCCGCAGUGCAGUCCGUAGAUAUGUCAAGGACCUGUUGCGCCCUGGCUGGGCACUGCAAGGCCUAAGUGCUUGGAUGUUUGAUGAGCACUGCAGACGAUGGUUACACGCACAAUUGUAG